AUGGACCCAGCUCUGGCCGCGCAGAUAAGUGAGACGGUGGCUGAGAAGUUGCUACUCUACAGGCGAGACACGACAGGCUGGAAGAUUUGCCGGGAAGACAAUGGAGUUUCAGUUUCCUGGAGGCCAUCUGUGGAGUUUCCAGGGAACCUGUACCGAGGAGAAGGCAUUGUGUGUGGGUCCCCAGAGAAGGUGUGGGACUGCGUGAAGCCAGUUACUGGGGGCCUACGAGAGAAAUGGGAUGAGAAUGUGAGCCAUUUUGAAAUUAUCGAAAACAUCACUGAUACACUGUGCGUAAGCAGAACCUCCACCCCCUCAGCCGUCAUGAAGAUCAUUUCGCCCCGAGAUUUUGUGGACUUGGUGCUCGUCAGAAAAUAUGAGGAUGGGACCAUCAGUGCCAAUGCUACCAAUGUUGAACAUCCAUUAUGUCCUCCAAAGCCAGGUUAUGUGAGAGGAUUUAACUAUCCUUGUGGCUCCUUCUGUGAACCUGUGCCAGGGGAGCCUAACAAGACCCACAUGGUCACAUUCUUCCACACCGACCUGAGUGGUUACCUCCCACAGACCGUGGUGGACUCCUUCUUCCCCCGCAGCAUGGCUAGGUUUUAUGUCAACCUUCAGAAAGCAGUGGAGAAAUUCUAA
This is a messenger RNA of Orycteropus afer afer, 636 nucleotides long. It is a transcript of the gene STARD5, whose product is annotated as StAR related lipid transfer domain containing 5. The transcript has 6 exons. Bases 1 to 636 code for a protein of 211 amino acids. Gene Ontology annotation, molecular function: lipid binding. The record is from RefSeq and is a predicted model, not a curated record. Lineage: Eukaryota; Metazoa; Chordata; Mammalia; Tubulidentata; Orycteropodidae.